AUGGCGCCGGACAGCGAAGCGGGCGAGGCGAUCGAGGCGCUGGUUCGUCAACAUCGAGGCAGCCCGGAUAGCCCUCAUAUCUCCCGCUCGAGUGCCGCCGCUGGACAUGAUGGCGAGGGCGAGGGCGAGGGCGAUGGCGACGCCCGAAAGAGCGGCGAGAAAGAGUCCAAGAUCCUCGACGCCUGCAAGUGGACGGAUGUUCCCGGCCUGAGAGCGCUCGCCGAGUCCGAGGGCGGCUUUCUGAACGAUGGCUUGCGCCGCGCCGCUUGGCCAAUCUUGCUCGGGCUGCCAACCCCUGAAGCCGCCGCCAAUGGACACGCCGACACUGGCGAUUGGAAAGAUCUCCCGCGUCACCGAGACGAAGAACAGGUAGAGCUGGAUGUGAACCGCUCCUUCGUCUACUAUCCCAACGGCCAGUCCGAAGCGCAGCUCGAGCAGUGCAAGUCGGAGCUCUCGUCCCUCAUCGUCGAGGUCCUCCGCCGAUACCCAUAUCUUUGCUACUUCCAGGGCUACCACGACAUAUGCCAGGUCUUCAUGCUGGUGCUGGAGCCACCUUGGCGGGCCAAGGUGGUCGCGCGCCUCUCCAUCCUCCGGAUACGAGACUUCAUGCUCCCCAGCCUCGGCCCGACGACAUCCCAGCUGCGGCUGCUGCCGGACCUCUUGGGCAAGGCGGACCCCAAGCUGCGGCGGCACAUUGCCACCAUCGAGCCCUUCUACGCGCUGGCCGGGACGCUCACCAUGUAUGCCCACAACAUCGAGGCGUACCACGACAUUGCGCGACUGUUCGACGUCUUCCUGGCUCGCGAGCCCGUCUUCACCAUCUACGUCUUUGCCCAGAUCGUCAUGGACCGACGAGACGAGAUCCUGGACAUUGACGAGCCCGACAUGCUGCAGGUCGUCCUUGCCAAGGUCCCCCGCAACAUGGACCUAGACGUCCUCAUCGCCAAUUCGGUCAGCCUCUUCGACCGAUAUCCGCCCGAGUCACUGCGCUCCUGGAGGUGCAUCUCCAGCGCGAGUGUCCUCAAGACAGCGAGGGACGUCAGCGUGUGCACCAAGCAGACACUCGAGGAAGGCCACGCGUACUUUCAGCAACAGGUCAAGGACAUUCGGUGGGCGGACAUGCAGGAUCGGGUCAAGAUGGCUUUGUGGAGGUACCGGCGGCCGGCUAGAGCUUUCGGCAUCGCCAUCGCGGUGGCCGCCCUUGCGUUUUAUUUGCGGCGCAGUCCGACCCUUGUGCACUACAUGAUGUCUUUCUUCUCAAAAUGA
This is a messenger RNA of Purpureocillium lilacinum, 1266 nucleotides long. RefSeq lists its product as uncharacterized. Gene Ontology annotation, biological process: endoplasmic reticulum to Golgi vesicle-mediated transport; positive regulation of GTPase activity. Gene Ontology annotation, molecular function: GTPase activator activity. NCBI's taxonomy places the organism in Eukaryota, Fungi, Ascomycota, Sordariomycetes, Hypocreales, Ophiocordycipitaceae. The record is from RefSeq and is a predicted model, not a curated record. Gene Ontology annotation, cellular component: endoplasmic reticulum membrane.